AUGUCCAGGAAAAAGACAAUGAAAGGCAAGGGGAGCUCCAAAAGCCCGACUGCAUCUCCGAACACGAGCAAAGACAGCGGGAAAAGUGGUAAAGGGAUCGGAGGUCCAUCCAACGGAUUGGUCUAUCCGAGCCGCCCCUCACUCAGCGACAGUAGGGAGUUUUAUGAUAUCACUUUUAAGGUAAGACUUUUUACGCACACAUAUUGUCAAUAUUCUCCAAUCUCCAGUUGGCCAUAUCAGUCACUCAAAUAGAAUACUUCAAUGUUGAUGUGACAGACAGUGCCGACUCAAGCCUUUUGGGGUCCCUACGCGAGAUUUGGUUCUGUCCAGUGUAGAUAGCUAGGCCUAUAGGUAUGAAAGACACAUGAUAAAUAUUGAUUACAUUAUUUUAUUUGAUUAUUUUCGGCAUUGACCUUUGAUAGCAAAUAUUUUGUUUAAACAUCCCACACAUCAGAAUGUAAAAAAGAAAAUUAAAGAAAAUUAAACACAUCAAUAAAAGAUAACUGGUCAAAAAGUGGUAUGAUGUAAUUUGGGGUUCCAUUAUGACGCACGCUCCAAAACGUAUAUAAGCGCGGCAUCGCUGAUUGUCUUCAUAAAUCCAUCAGACAUAGACAACUGCAUCAACGUGUUUGACAAAGUGCUACAGAAGGCCGAAAAGGCCAUUGAUAACGAGGCUGCCCGGCCCCAAGAGAGCCCUGCUGAUACCAUAAGCUGAUACCAUGGGCUCGUGGGGCCGUCCUGAAGAAGAAGAGAAAGAGGAAGAGGAAGAAGAAGAAAAGCGCAGGACCUGCGGAUUUGAGCUCCGAAUCCACUACCGCCUGCACUGGACCCAGCGCGUCUUCAGAGACCUCUGGGAUAGGCCUGACUCCAGAGAUCCGGCACAUGAUUAAGGACCUGCUGGACUCCGUUACAGCCACUUCCUCCUCCUGAAGAUUGAGACCCCCACGGGAAAAUGACCUGCAAGUGAAGAAACCAGAGAUCUAUGAACACUUUUCUUCAAGACAGAAACAUAGUCUUACAUUAGUUUAAUUCAAUUACAUUCGUUUAUUUCAAUGACAGUGUAUUUCAAUUACAUUCAUUUAUUUAAAUACGUUUAUUUCAAUUACAGCUAACUUAGUAUUUUUUAUUAAACAUAAACGUUGACUUACAUUAGGUGUUUUAAUUAAUAAAGGCAGAAGCCUGAUCUUGCAUGCAAAACAAAAAAACGGAAACUAUGAAAGAGUAAAAAAAUCUCUCAAUUAUUUAUAUAUAUAUAUAUAUAUAUAUAUAUACAGUACCAGUCGAAAGUUUGGACACACCUACUCAUUCAAGGGUUUUUCUUUAUUUUUACUAUUUUCUGCAUUGUAGAAUAAUAGUGAAGACACCAAAACUAUGAAAUAACACAUAUGGAAUCAUGUAGUAACCAAAAAAGUGUUAUACAAAUCGAAAUAUAUUUUAUAUUUGAGAUUCUUCAAAGUAGCCACCCUUUGCCUUGAUGACAGCUUUGCACACUCUUGGCAUUCUCUCAACCAGCUUCACCUGGAAUGCUUUUCCAACAGUCUUGAAGGAGUUUCACAUAUGCUGAGCACUUGUUGGCUGCUUUUCCUUCACUCUGCGGUCCAACUCAUCCCAAACCAUCUCAAUUGGGUUGACGUCGGGUGAUUGUGGAGGCCAGGUCUUCUGAUGCAGCACUCCAUCACUCUCUUUCUUGUUCAAAUAUCCCUUACACAGCCUGGAGGUGUGUUUGGUCAUUGUCCUGUUGAAAAACAAAUGAUAGUCCCACUAAGCGCAAACCAGCUGCCCACCCCCACACCAUCACACCUCUUCCUCCAUGCUUCAUGGUGGGAACUACACAUGCAGAGAUCAUCCGUUCACCUACUCUGCGUCUCACAAAGACACAGGGUUGGAACCAAAAAUCUCAUAUUUUGACUCAUCAGACCAAAGGACAGAUUCCCACUGGUCUAAUGUCCAUUGUUCGUGUUUAUUGGCCCAAGCAAGUCUCUUCUUCUUAUUGGUGUCCUUUAGUAGUGGUUUCUUUGCAGCAAUUCGACCAUGAUUGCCUGAUUCAUGCAGUCUCCUCUGAAAAGUUGAUGUUGAGAUUUGUCUGUUACUGGAACUCUGUGAAGCAUUUAUUUGGGCUGCAAUUUCUGAGGCUGGUAACUCUAAUGAACUUAUCCUCUGCAGCAGAGGUGACUCUGGUUCUUCCAUUCCUGUGGCGGUCCUCAUGAGAGCCAGUUUCAUCAUAGUGCUUGAUGGUUUUUGCGACUGCACUUGAAGAAACUUUAAAAGUUCUUGACAUUUUCCGUAUUGACUGACCUUCAUGUCUUAAAGUAAUGAUGGACUGUUGUUUCUCUUUGCUUAUUUGAGCUGUUCUUGCCAUAAUAUGGACUUGAUCUUUUACCAAAUAGGGCUAUCUUCUGUAUACCACCCCUACCUUGUCACAACAAAACUGAUUGGCUCAAACGCAUUAAGAAGGAAAGAAAUUCCACAAAUAAACUUUUAACAAGGCACACCUGUUAAUUGAAAUGCAUUCCAGGUGUCUUCCUCAUGAAGCUAGUUGAGACAAUGCCAAGAGUGUGCCAAGCUGUCAUCAAGGCAAAGGGUGGCUAUUUGAAAUAUAGCUUGAUUUGUUUAGCACUUUUUUGGUUACUACAUGAUUCCAUAUGUGUUAUUUCAUAGUUUUGAUGUCUUCACUAUUACUCUACAAUGUAGAAAAGAUAAAGAAAAACCCUUGAAUGAGUAGGUGUGUCCAAACUUUUGAGUGGUACUGUAUAUAUAAAGGUUGUUAUGAUAUUAUUAGUUAUGGUGUUAUCUGAAUGUAAAAGCAAACGUUCUGACCAGCAUCAAUAUCAUCAAAAGUAAAAAAGUAAAUCAUGACAUUUUAGGACCAAGGCACAUGAUAUUUGCAUAAUGAUUGAUAUGGAUGUUUGGAUACAUUGCACUGCAUAAUGAACAGACAUUAAGGACUGUAUUGUCAACUACUGGGCCACAGCUGUGUCAACAAGGAUAUGGGAGACAAGCGUGUGCCCCUGCCAAAGCAGCACUCAAACAUCCACACUGGGACCAGAACAAACACUGACAUGCUACGCAGGGCACCACACCACACCACACCACAGUACAUAAGGGAUUCAGACCGUAUACCACGGGUAUGACACAUUUUUUAUUUUUACUGCUCUAAUUACGUUGGUAACCUGUUUAUAACAGCAAUAAGGCACCUCAGGGGUUUGUGGUAUAUGUCCAAUAUACCACGGCUAAGGGCUGUAUCCAGGCACUCCGCUUUGCGUCGUGCAUAAGAACAGCCCUUAGCCAUGGUAUAUUGGCCAUAUACCACACCCCCUCGUGCCUUAUUGCUUAAACUUAAACUUACUCUACGUCUACGAUCAUUGCUCAAGUUAAGUUUUAUAGCCUCCCCAGCUAAACUGCCCUGCAAUACUACAAUUACCAACUUGAGAACACUGGCAAAUUAGCCUAGUAUUGCCCCAUGACCCCUCUUCAGUUCCGGUGCCCCCUGUGUUUCCCACCUCUUUCCCAGAUCGCUCCCAUAGGAUGUAGUCGUCAGUCUUUCUCUUUGACGAGAGAGUGAGUGCUACUCUCGGAUGCCAGCUUGUUUACUCCGUAGCUGUGUAUUUCUAUGUGAACUGAAAUCCUGUGUUUUUGAAGAUGUGAAUUAAUUUAUCCUUCUGAGCUGUUUGAGCACAGUGUCAUGCUCGUGGAUUGAUGGCUCGGAUCAAGGUGCAGCGUGGUAGGCGAACAUUUUAAUUCAAUAAAUGAACACAGACAAACAACAAAAUACACACAAACGUAAAGUACUGCAGGCUACAAAGCUAUUACACAAAACCAAGAUCCCACAAACUAAGGUGGGAAAAAGGCUGCCUAAGUAUGAUCCCCAAUCAGAGACAACGAUAGACAGCUGCCUCUGAUUGGGAAACAUACCCGGCCAACAAAGAAAUAGAAAAACUAGAAUGCCCACCCAAAUCACACCCUGACCUAACCAAAUAGAGAAAUAAAAGGGAUCUCUAAGGUCAGGGCGUGACACACAGUCUGCGCUACACUUCCCACGCAAAUGCAAGCAGGCAGGCAGGCAGGCAGGCAGGCGCGCGCGCACACACAACACACAUACACACACACACACACACACACACACACACACACACACACACACACACACCACACACACACACCAAACGCAUCACACACACAACACACACACACACACAACACACACACACACCUCUGAGUCUCCCCUUUAUGGUUGAUCCUCCUAUUCUGGUCUCCCCUGGCCUUGACUUACAGUUUAAUGGAGUGAGUUCACCACACUAAGAGGGAAAGAAGUCUGUGGUAGACAAUGAUUCAUGUCAGAGAUGGAGGUCUGAAGGCAGGUUAGGUGAUUUCUCAGACAGAUACAGAGACAGACUCAUCACCCAGACUUACAGUAGAGCUUUAUGGUAUAGUGAUCUUUGACCUUCCCUACUGAGCGCUAAAUCCAUUGGGAUUCAGAGGAGAUGGAGGUGCUCAGCAGAUGGAGAUUGUAUCUGUCGGUUUGUUCUGUCUGCUGUCGUCGGUCUGCUGUCUGUCUGUCUGUCUGUCCUGUCCUUCUGUCUGUCUGUCGGUCUGUCUGUCUGUCUGUCUGUCCUGUCUGUCUGUCUGUCUGUCUGUCCCUCUCUCUCUCUCUUGUGCUCUCCUCUCUCCUCUCUCUCUCUCUCUCUUCUUCUCCUCAUCUCUCUCUCUCUCUCUCUUCAUCUCUCUCUCUCUCUCUCUCUCUCCCUCACUCCAAUCUGGGUGUACAGGCUGUGUAUAAGCCCGACAAUGUGGAUAAUCUUCCAACGGACCAUGAGAACAUCAAAAUGUAUAGUAAUUUGUGUCUCUCUACAGGUGAUGUUGGUGGGAGACUCAGGUGUAGGGAAGACUUGCCUGCUGGUUCGCUUCAAGGAUGGAGCAUUCCUGGCCGGUAGCUUUAUUUCUACUGUGGGCAUUGACUUCAGGGUGAGUAGACACAACACUCACUCACUCACGCACACACACACACACACACACACACACACACACACACACACACACACACACACACACACACACACACACACACACACACACACACACACACACACACACACACACACACACACACACACACACACACACACACACAUUAUUGAUUCUUUGAAGAAUAGGGAUAUGUCCAUUAAGAAAUCCUGCAGGAAUCAAGGAAUCAAGUAAAGUGGGUUUGCCUUUUCUAAGAUUUCACAUGAGAUCCAACUCAUUUUUGAAUCCAUGAGGCUUUCAGAUAUUGAUUCAAGGCUUCAAUAUUCUUUAAGUUCAGCCCUCCAUUGUCAUACGAAUUAUAGAUAUAAUUCCUUUUGACCUUUUCUGGUUUACCAUUCCAUAUAAACUAAAAUAUAUUGACUUGAAACUGCUUAAAGAAAACCUUAUCUGGUGAUGGAAGAGAUAGAUCAACUGAGAGACAAUUAAGGUGUUUAUCAAUGUCCCUCUGCCAUAUGAAGACAAAGUUUUACCAUUCCCUUUACAAUAUCCUUCAUUAUUUCUAGAAUGUGGAUACCAAGCAUGCCCACUAGGAAGAAGAUGUUACAGUCAAGUUCUGAUAAUGGGGUUAGCUGCUCCUCAAAAUAAAACAUUAUACAAAAAUAUUGUACUGCCCCUGUAAUAUCUGGUGGGGUGAUAAUAAAUUAAGCCCUUCAAAGGAAUGCAGUUUUAUGAUAGUUUUCUUAUGAUGAUUUCUUAAAAAGCUUGUACACUUUUCCCCUUUUCCCAUCCAAGCUGCCCUUGAUCUGUAAAUAAUAAUACUAUUAAUCCUUUCUGCAUAAAGGCUCUCAAGCUCAUGUUGUCUACUCUUUGUCUACUCGGAGGGUUUACUACUGUAUACAUUUAUUUAUUCAAGUAAUUUAUCUCUUUAUUUAAUACAUUUUCCCUCCUAAGAUAUUUCUUUUUUUCCAUGAUGACCACUUGGGGCCGUAACUACGUAUGAGGACACCGAGGUCCAGACCUCUGUAAUCUUUUAUAAUUUAUAAUUUAUAAUUGUACACAAUAAAGAAACUAAAUGAUGGGUCAACAUCAAAAUAUUGCUCCCAGCGUUGAUCAAAGAUCAGAAUUAUUAUAUUCUUGAUCUGACAGAGCUCUAAUCGCGCCUGAAUGAGUGGAAUUAUGAACAGUGGUUUGUUCGUUAUGUUCACCUGUGUCCUCCGGAUUUGCCUCCCGGAUUUGCCUUUUUAGCAGCACAUUCACCACUCUCUCAAACAGCUAACUCCGCCCUCUCGCGGCAAGUGAAACAAACUACCCCAGCUCGGAGUCGACUCAAGUACGCAACUAGAGACGAUGCUGACAGUGUGUUUGCGAGAUGCCGGACAAAAGGCAAUUUUAAAACCGCCUCGCAACUCCUGCCAUGUCUACAGACAUCCCCCACACAAACAAAAACCGACUCUCGGAGAAUGAGUGCACAACUGGUAAAUAGUCGCUUAUAGAUAUGUCAGGUGGCUAGCUGCCGGCAGAGACUUCUAUUGCAGUAAAGGUGAAAGGCUCUGGCUAGUAUUACUUAGCCAGCUACAAGGAUGAAGUAAGAAGGUAACGUUAAAUGGAGUCUACCUCAGGAGGAUCUAAAAAUAGACUGCUAAAUUCUCAUAAUAACUUUGCUUUACGGAGGCUACUGAGACAGACAGUGAUGUGGCGCUCAGUGGUGAGGCUGAGGCAGGCUGCAAAGCAUGCAGGAGGAAGCAGAGGAGACAGACAGAGAGAGAGAGAGAGAGAGAGAGAGGAAGCAAGCAAAGAGAGAUGUUAGUACAGUGGUUCCCAAACUUGGGGUUGGGGCCCCAUGUGGGGGUCCCCUGAGAAAGUAUGUACUAAUCUUAUGAAACAAGUUAGGAACAAAAAAAAAAAGAUAUGUUUCAAUAUGAACAUCUCGACAUGGCCUAUCAUCCCUACAGGCCUACAUUAAAAUGCAAUCAAAAUGCAAACAAUAUAGUUCUAAGAAAUGUCAUACGUUUUCGUUUAUAUCGGUGGUUGUUCAUCUUAUCUUGAUCGCCCACUGGAGUUUAUAGUUUACCCAUUACCCAUCUUUUUUUGUUACAACUACAUCACUGAUAUUAAUACAGAAUCGUAAGUAAUAUUGUAUAAAUUCAUGUGAAUUCAAUAAUACGAUCAUCUGUGUGCUCCAUUGAUGUCUGUUUGUGCAGAGCUUGAUUAGUAAUGCCUAGGAAUACAAAUUUGAACAAUAUCUAAUUUGAGAAAAGAGAUAUCAAUAUAAAGAGUUGAGGAUUUUAUGUAAUUCAUCAUUACAACUGACUGAACAGUAGCUGAUGCUACGUAUCUGUGUGUAUCAGGGGUAUAACAUUACAAUUGUAUAGCUAAUAGGCUAUGUGUUUGUAGAUCGACUGAGGUGAAGGAACCUACAGCAGCCAAGGUGAUAAUGGCUGGGGUCAUUUUUCCUUGUUUUUGCUGUUCUCCAAAUAGCACUAAAAAAAUAAAAAUUGUAUAGAAAUGCAGUAAAUGAGCUUCAACUUUCAAAAAAAUUUCUGGGGGAGGGAGACUUACCCCUUCCGGACCUCACUAAAACUCAAACCCUGGUGACCAUUGCUUAUGGACACAAAUACCCUUUUCCAUCCAAACUGUAUCGCCAGUUCCACACCCUGGGGUUUGUAUGUUUUUCCAUUUGCUUAAGCUACACUGAACAAAAAUAUAAACGCAACAUGCAACAAUUUCAAAGAGUUUACUAAAUGACAGUUAAUACAAGGAAAUCAGUCAAUUUAAAUAUAUUCUUGAAGCCCUAAUCAAUGGAUUUCACAUGACUGGGAAUACAGAUAUGCAUAUGUUGGUCACAAAUACCUUUAAAAAAAGGGAAGGGCAUGGAUCAGAAAACCAGUCAGUAUCUGGUGUGACCACCAUUUGCCUCAUGCAGCGCGACACAUCUCCUUCGCAUUGAGUUGAUCAGGCUGUUGAUUGUGGCCUGUGGAAUGUUGUCCCACUCCUCUUCUAUGGCUGUGUUGCUGGAUAUUGGCGGGUACUGGAGCACGCUGUCGUACAUGUCGAUCCAGAGCAUCCCAGACAUGCUCAAAGGGUGACAUGUCUGGUGAGUAUGCAGGCCAUGGAAGCACUGGGACAUUUUCCAGGAAUGGUGUACAGAUCCUUGCGACAUGGAGCCGUCCGUUAUCAUACUGAAACAUGAGGUGAUGGUAGCGGAUGAAUGGCACAACAAUGGGCCUCAGGAUCUCGUCACGGUAUCUCUAUGCAUUCAAAUUUCCAUUGAUAAAAUGCAAUUGUGUUUGUUGCCCAUACCAUAACCUCACCGCCACCAUGGGGCACUCUGUUCACAACGUUGACAUCAGCAAACCACUCGCCCACACAACUUCAUAUACGCUGUCUGCCAUCUGCCCAGUACAGUUGAAACUGGCAUACAGCCAUGAAGAGCACGCUGAAGUCGGUUACGACUGCAGUCAGGUCAAGACCCUGGUGAGGACGACAAGCACACAGAUGAGCUUCCCUGAGACGGUUUCUGACAGUUUUUGCAGAAAUCCUUUAGUUGUGCAAACCCACAGUUUCAUCAGCUGUCCGGGUGGCUGGUCUCAAACGAUCCCGCAGGUGUAGGAGCAGGAUGUGGAGGUCCUGGGCUGGCGUGGUUACACGUGGUCUGAGGUUGUAAGGCCAGUUGGACGUACUGCCAAAUUCUCGAAAACAACAUUUGAGGCGGCUUAUGGUCGAGAAAUUAACAUUCAACAGCUCUGGUGGACAUUCCUGCAGUCAGCAUGCCAAUUGCACGCUCCCUCAAAACUUGAGACAUCUAUGGCAUUGUAUUGUUUGAUAAAACUGCACAUUUUAGAGUGGCCUUUUAUUGUCCCCAGCACAAGGUGCACCUGUGUAAUGACCGUGCUGUUUAAUCAGCUUCUUGAUAUGCCACACCUGUCAGGUGGAUCGAUUAUAUUGGCAAAGGAGAAAUGCUCACUAACAGGGAUGUAAACACAUUUGAGAGAAAUAAGCUUUUUGUGCGUAUGGAAAAUGUCUGGGAUCUUUUAUUUUAGCUCAUGAAACAUGGGACCAACACUUUACAUGUUGCGUUUAUAUUUUCGUUAAGACAUCUGACCAUACUAAAGCCAACUCGUACAGAAGCAGCACGGAACUGAACCUGUUUAAAGGCCAGACAGUUCAGUUCAGUUCAGUUCGGUACAUACUACAAGUGGAAAAGAGGUCAACGUGAGACCGAAGCAUAAAGGAUACACACACAGUGACAGAGAGAACAAAAACACUCAAUCUCUUGCUAUUCUCCUCAAUAUCUGUUUAUUAACUUUCUCUCCCUUCUUGAUGAAACAUAAUGAGUAAAGUGAAUGACUCACAGUCAUUACAUUUACAUUUACAUUUUAGUCAUUUAGCAGACGCUCUUAUCCAGAGCGACUUACAGGAGCAAUUAGGGUUAAGUGCCUUGCUCAAGGGCACAUUUACGUCAUUUAGCAGACGCUCUUAUCCAGAGCGACUCACCAAUUGGUGCGUUCACCCUAUAGCCAGUGGGAUAACCACUUUACAAUUUUGGGGGGGCGGGGGGGGGGGGUAGAAGGAUUACUUUAUCCUAUCCCAGGUAUUCCUUAAAGAGGUGGGGUUUCAAAUGCCUCCGGAAGGUGGUGAGUGACUCCGCUGUCCUGGCGUCGUGAGGGAGCUUGUUCCACCAUUGGGGUGCCAGAGCAGCGAACAGUUUUGACUGGGCUGAGCGGGAACUAUGCUUCCGCAGAGGAAGGGGAGCCAGCAGGCCAGAGGUGGAUGAACGCAAUGCCCUCGUUUGGGUGUAGGGACUGAUCAGAGCCUGAAGGUACGGAGGUGCCGUUCCCCUCACAGCUCCGUAGGCAAGCACCAUGGUCUUGUAGCAGAUGCGAGCUUCAACUGGAAGCCAGUGGAGUGUGCGGAGGAGGGGGGUGACGUGAGAGAACUUGGGAAGGUUGAACACCAGACGGGCUGCGGCAUUCUGGAUGAGUUGUAGGGGUUUAAUGGCACAGGCAGGGAGGCCAGCCAACAGCGAGUUGCAGUAGUCCAGACGGGAGAUGACAAGUGCCUGGAUUAGGACCUGUGCCGCUUCCUGUGUUAGGCAGGGUCGUACUCUCCGAAUGUUGUAGAGCAUGAACCUGCAGGAGCGGGUCACCGCCUUGAUGUUGGCGGAGAACGACAGGGUGUUGUCCAGGGUCACGCCUAGGCUCUUCGCACUCUGGGAGGAGGACACAGCGGAGUUGUCAACCGUGAUGGCGAGAUCAUGGAACGGGCAGUCCUUCCCCGGGAGGAAGAGCAGCUCCGUCUUGCCAGGGUUCAGCUUGAGGUGGUGAUCCGUCAUCCAUACUGAUAUGUCUGCCAGACAUGCAGAGAUGCGAUUCGCCACCUGGUUAUCAGAAGGGGGAAAGGAGAAGAUUAGUUGUGUAUCGUCAGCGUAGCAGUGAUAGGAGAGGCCAUGUGAGGAUAUGACAGAGCCAAGUGACUUGGUGUAUAGGGAGAAAAGGAGAGGGCCUAGGACUGAGCCCUGGGGGACACCAGUGGUGAGAGCACGUGGUGCGGAGACAGCUUCUCGCCACGCCACUUGGUAGGAGCGACCGGUCAGGUAGGACGCAAUCCAGGAGUGAGCCGCGCCGGAGAUGCCCAGCUCGGAGAGGGUGGAGAGGAGGAUCUGAUGGUUCACAGUAUCAAAGGCAGCAGACAGGUCUAGAAGGACAAGAGCAGAGGAGAGAGAGUUAGCUUUAGCAGUGCGGAGAGCCUCCGUGACACAGAGAAGAGCAAUCUCAGUUGAAUGACCAGUCCUGAAACCUGACUGGUUUGGAUCAAGAAGGUCAUUCUGAGAGAGAUAGCAAGAGAGUUGGCUAAAGACGGCACGCUCAAUAGUUUUGGAAAGAAAAGAAAGAAGGGAUACUGGUCUGUAGUUGUUGACAUCAGUGGGAUCGAGUGUUGGUUUCUUGAGAAGGGGAGCAACUCUCGCUCUCUUGAAGACGGAAGGGACAUGGCCAGCGGUCAAGGAUGAGUUGAUCAGCGAGGUGAGGUAGGGGAGAAGGUCACCGGAGAUGGUCUGGAGAAGAGAGGAGGGGAUGGGGUCAAGCGGGCAGGUUGUUGGGCGGCCUGCAGUCACAAGUCGCCGGAUUUUAUCUGGAGAGAGAGGGGAGAAAGAAGUCAAAGCAUAGGGUAGGGCAGUGUGAGUAGGACCAGCAGUGUCAUUAGACUUAACAAACGAGGAUCGAAUGUCGUCAACCUUCUUUUCAAAGUGGUUGACGAAGUCAUCCACAGAGAGAGAGGAGGGGGGGGGCGGGGGGGGGGGGGGGGGGGGGGGGGGGGAUUCAGGAGGGAGGAAAAUGUGGCAAAGAGCUUCCUAGGGUUAGAGGCAGAUGCUUGGAAUUUAGAGUGGUAGAAAGUGGCCUUAGCAGCAGAAACAGAUGAAGAAAAUGUAGAGAGGAGGGAGUGAAAAGAUGCCAGGUCGGCAGGGAGUUUAGUUUUCUUCCAUUUCCGCUCCGCUGCCCGGAGCUCUGUUCUGUGAGCUCGCAGACAAUUUCAUGCCCAUGAUAACACUCAAAAACUAUAUUUAUUCUGUGUUUACGCAGGGAGCACAAUGAUGCCAUUAGGAUAUGAGGAAGGCGGCAUGGGCGGCUAGUUGAUUUGAUUUAUCUUUCCAUUCAUUGGCAGAGGGAAUCCUGGGUUUAUUUUUGAUAUCAGUCAUCGUCGGUAUGUCUCAGGAGUGUGUUUGCUCAUGUGUGGGAGCUAUUAGACUGGAGUUUACCAUUCCGUUUCCUUCCUUCUCCUCUGAGGGAAAGAGAGGGAGAGGGAGAGGGAGAGGGAGAGGGAGAGAUCGAUGGGUGUUUGUGUUUCAAACACUAUGUUAGAGAGUGAAGAGAAAGAGGUAAUGGGAGAAAGAGUGUGAGAUAAUGAAAGAUUGGCUGUGCUAAAAUACAAAACAAUGCACUGUAUUAGGAGGUAGAGAGGGAGAGGGAGAGAGAGCCCUUAAAGCCAAUAAAGCCCUUAAAUUGAAUUGAGAGAGAGAGAGAGAGAGAGAGAGAGAGAGAGAGAGAGAGAGAGAGAGAGAGAGAGAGAGAGAGAGAGAGAGAGAGAGAGAGAGAGAGAGAGAGAGAUGAGAGUCCAAUUUAGCUGAGCUGUGUGGUUUGGAGUGGCCCUCUUUCAGCUCCCCCUUCUGAGCAGAUGGCCUAUCUCUCUCUCUCUCUCUCUCUCUCUCUCUCUCUCUCUCUCUCUCUCUCUCUCUCUCUCCCUCUCUCUCUCUCUCUCUACCUCUCUCUCUACCUCUCUCUCUACCUCUCUCUCUACCUCUCCUCUACCUCCCCUGUACUUCCCCUCCCCUCCCCUCUCCUCUCCUCUCUCCCAGCCCCACAGCCUCUAG
Messenger RNA from Coregonus sp. 'balchen', 12328 nucleotides. NCBI's taxonomy places the organism in Eukaryota, Metazoa, Chordata, Actinopteri, Salmoniformes, Salmonidae. The record is from the annotation of a GenBank genome assembly.